AUGUCAUCUAUUCUUAUCGUUCUUCUCCAUACAUUAAUCUUAUGUCGAUCUCAGAUCAUAAAUUUUCAGUGCAAUUUUGACACUACUCCACUAACAGGUGAUUGUCAAUUCAUAUCAACAACAGGUGGUCCAGCUAUGACUGCAGAUACUGGUCCUGAUGCCGCUGCUACAGCUCCUAGGCAACCUUUGUCUGAUGUCAAGGCAAUCUCAUCGCCAACAGUGCCUAACAAUGAAUAUUGUGUGUUACCAUAUACAUAUACAGAAGGAGGUUGGGCUAUGCAUUUUUGUCGUCGUUUCACCGCCACUAAUAUUGCAUGUCCAACUGAAUCUGGUCCGGGGCAAUGUAAUGCAGGAAGCUAUGGUCUUAUAAAACCAUCAAGUAUUGGUACCUUACCAAUAGAUGUGACAUAUGUUGCUAAUGUUCAAAAGAGUUCAAACAGAGAACAAUGUCUUGAUUUCUACUAUUAUAUAACUGAUAAUACGGAAAAUGCUAAAAUCGAGAUUAGUUGGGAAAAUGAUGAAGAAAUAGAAGCUAUUACUGCGGUAUCAGCAGUACCAUCAGAGAAUAAAUGGCAACAUAAACAAGUUACUUUUAUGGGUCCAUCAUCAUUAUCUUCAUAUAAAAUUACUGUUAGAAUCAUGCGUGAUACAGGAGUGUUAAACUUUUUUUUUGCAUUGGAUGAAAUGUAUAUUUACGAUCAGUCUUGUGGUAAUGUGUUUGAUAUUGAUAAUGAAUUAUUUUAUUUUAUUUUUGUUUAUUUUCAUCUUCAUACAGAUGAUCUUACAAACACAACUCCUGAAUCAAUCACUACUGAUGCACCAAUAACAGAUACCGAUGCACCAACAACAGCUACUGAUGCACCCACAACGGCUACUACUGCACCCACAACGGCUACUGAUACACCAACAACGGCUACUACUGCACCCACAACGGCUACUGAUGCACCAACAACGGCUACUGAUGCACCAACAACGGCUACUGAUGCACCAACAACGGCUACUGAUGCACCAACAACAGAUACCGCUGCACCAACAACAUCUACUGCUGCCCUAACGACAACUACUGCUGCACCAACAACAACUACUGCAGCACAAACAUCAGCUACUCCAGCACCAACUACAGCUACUGCUGCAUCAUCAAUAGCUACGAACCCAAUCAGUAGUGAUACACCAACAGUGCAAACAAGUUCUAUGGAAACUACAACAGCAAAAACUAUUCCUUCAACAACAUCAACAACACCCCCGACAACUGGAAGCACGACAACACCUAACAUGCCAACUGAUACAGAUCCAAACUUAGCUCUUAUUCUACCACUUGCUAUUGGUAUUCCUGUUUCACUUGGCAUUAUCGGUAGUAUUGUCUACUAUUUUAAAAUAAUCAAACCCAAACACAAAAUCAAUGUUAAUGCUACUAGUACAACUAAUGACAUUCCGAUGGUAUCACCGAAUAAUACUACCGAUAAUAAUACAACAGUGGAUGCUCUGGUAGUUUAA
Molecule: messenger RNA, 1494 nt
Organism: Adineta steineri
Lineage: Eukaryota; Metazoa; Rotifera; Eurotatoria; Adinetida; Adinetidae
Source: the annotation of a GenBank genome assembly